UUCUUCUUCUUCCCUUCUCUCGCUCUCCUCCUCCUUCUCCUUCCCCUUCUCUGCUAGGGUUUGACGUACGACGGCCGGUGAAGCUCCGAUGCCGGCCGAGUGAAUCUACGACGGGUAUUCCUGUAAAUGUAGCUAUUUUUUUGCCGCAAGCGUAGCUGAGGCCUGAGCCAAAAUUCAAGGUUGAAAUCCCAAUUGCAAAAUAGGAGGGGCAUCUAAACCAUAAACAUUCCAGCUGCCGUUGCCGCUUUCUUGCCCACUUCUUCUCAUUAGAUCAGUCAAUGUCAACCUCAAUUCGCAGCUAACAAAUACCCAUUUUUCAUUUUUGUUUUCCCCAAAGCCCCAAAAAGAUUUUUCAUUUUCAUUUUCAUUUUCUACCAAAGCCCAAAACCCCUGAUUGCCCAAAACAUCAGAAAAUGGCUUCAACGACCUCUCAGCUCACCUACUUCUCUGCCGUCAACCGUCGCCACAACAAUCUCUCUUUCCCAUCCCCAUCUCUUCGUCCUCAGUCAUGGGUUGUCACGGUCCUUGAAUUCAGUUCUGAGGGAAUUGGCAAGACCAAUUUGAACUAUGUGUCCAAUCCGCAAAAAACCCACGUCGGAAGAUUGGAGAAUUCUUAUCCUUCUGAGGAACGAGAGGACGUGAAUUUGGGGACGGUUGAGCAGAAAAGAACAGCCAAGAUCCAUGAUUUUUGCUUUGGCAUUCCCUUUGGUGGGAUCGUUUUAAGUGGAGGGCUUAUUGGUUUUGUGUUUUCGAGAAAUCCCGCUACUCUGACCACUGGUGUGCUUUAUGGCGGAGCUUUGUUAGCCCUUAGCACUCUCAGUUUGAAGAUCUGGAGACGGGGGAAAUCUUCUUUGCCCUACAUUCUAGGACAAGGAGCACUAGCAGCGGCUCUUCUCUGGAAGAACUUUCAGACCUUUUCUUUGACAAAGAAAGUAUUUCCUACGGGCUUUUAUGCUUUUAUUAGUGGUGCAAUGUUGUGCUUCUACUCAUAUGUGCUGCUCUCUGGAGGAAACCCACCACCAAAGAAGUUGAAAUCAUCUCCAAGUGUUGCAUCGUGAUAAAACAGCUCUAAUGAGGUUAGAUUUUACAAAUGUUAAGAAUUUUGUGCCGUCCUGUCUUGUAGUUUCAAAUAAGUUGAGGUCACUGAUGGAUGAAGGAGAAGUUGUAUCGGCCAUGUCAUGCGAACUGGUUAGCUGUUUGUCAAGUAUGUGUUUAAUCAUAUUUAUGUGAAAUCCACAAUAUGUUUUUUUAAAUAACAAUAAACAUGUUGCUUCUCAAGAAAUAAAGCCAUCAUUGACAAACCAACUGGCGUGGUGUGUCAAUAUGUGGAUAGUUACCGGAUUGUGGACUGUUAUAAGAAUAUCAGCUGAGGAAAAGAAACAAUGUGAACUCAAACAUGUGAAAUCUAAUUUAUGUUGCUAUCAUUUUCAUUUGCUA
Molecule: messenger RNA, 1437 nt
Organism: Morus notabilis
Lineage: Eukaryota; Viridiplantae; Streptophyta; Magnoliopsida; Rosales; Moraceae
Product: protein FATTY ACID EXPORT 1, chloroplastic
Exons: 7
Coding region: 414-1058 (214 amino acids)
Cellular component (GO): membrane
Source: RefSeq, a predicted model, not a curated record